This is a messenger RNA of Planococcus citri (citrus mealybug), 1967 nucleotides long. RefSeq lists its product as uncharacterized. The transcript has 4 exons. The record is from RefSeq and is a predicted model, not a curated record. Bases 701 to 1735 code for a protein of 344 amino acids. NCBI's taxonomy places the organism in Eukaryota, Metazoa, Arthropoda, Insecta, Hemiptera, Pseudococcidae.
ACUUAAUUUUACUCUUUAGUAAUAGUAAACGUAAAGAGCUUUAAGUAAACGUAAACUUUAAGCUCUUAAUUCAAUAAGUAAACUAUCAGUAAGUUGAUAACUAAAAAAAAAACUUUUUGCGGUAAGUAUAAAUAAAACGCAGUCUGGUUUUGUUCAAGUUGAUUUUGAUUAUUUUUUUCUGUUUUGGUUAUGUUCAUAUCAGUCUUCAAUUUGUUUCUGUUCAGUUCCCACUUUAGCAGUCAUAUUUUCCUCACUUUGAUUCUCAUAAUAAUAUGGUUUUUCACUCUGAAUAUCAAUUCGAUUUUUACCCGCCCAAAGUGAUCUUCACGUCUUCGUGAGAAAUCGAGAGACUCCAGAAUAGCUCAAAAUCGCGAAAAUCGAAUUCGGGAUGUUGAUUUUAGACAAGAAUACGAACAUUCGUUUCGAAAAUAGGCACCGACAGAUACAUUACCUAAAUGUAAAAAGUAUCGAUAUAGCUAACGAAAAUUACAAUCGCAAACAGAACGAAUAAAAAGCAUUAAAAAUACACACUUUCCAUUUUACAUGAAACAGCAACACAUAUGUCAGCCUAUAAUCAUCAACAUCAACAUGACAAUCCCACCUUCUGCCUCGUAAAAAAGGUAGGUACUCCUUUUUAAUAAAAUAAAAACCAACCUCGUAUACCUAUUUCAACUCUUCAGCCAGUUCAACUAUUAGGAAAAUGUCUCACGUAAAGCUUCACAAAAUAAUCACGAAAUUUAUUUCAAAAAAAUCUCGCGAUGUUUCCAAUUUUAAAAAAGUAUUUUCUAUUUUCGUUUCAAUAUUUAUAGUUUGGAUAGGAAUCUGGAAAAUUCAAACCGACAUGAAACACGUUUUUACCGAAACAUCUUUAAACAGUGCAUUAUGGCUGGAGAUAAUCGAAAGUUUAGAUAUACUGAUUUUUAUUACGAUGGUAAUCGUGGUCAGUUUGGAGAACAUGAUCAAGGUGAAAAAUAAAUGCGAUAAAAUGGAGGAGAUGAAUUUCAUUCUGAAUGACGAACUAGAUAAUACAGGAUUUUAUACAGCUUUACUGUUUUACGGUGCUCUCGUGAGUAUUAUAGGGUUUCAGCAUUUAUUCGCUAAUAAGAACACAGAUUACGUGCAGUUUUUCCUAUCGUUAUCGACCCAGUACUAUUUACUCAGCACUGAAUUAGAUUUCAUUAAUGUAACUAUCGAAAUUACUUCUUACUUCAGAAGUAUUCACAGUUUGCUGAAAGAAUUACUCGGUGCGCCUAAACCGCUGUGUUGGAUUGGAUAUGAAAUCAAAAGAAAUAAAGUUUUCCACAUCGAAGACUGCAGUAAUUUGCACUGGAUUGUCUGCAAAUACGUUGAUAAAAUUAACCAAGAGUACAGCUUACGAUUACUAUCGUUGAUAAUUUGUAUUUUCUAUAAAUUAAUGUUCAUACCGUAUUUAUCAUCGUUGAAUUUAAUCAAAGCUUACUCUGAGAAUUUGAUCAAGGAGCUUCUCCAUACCAGUUUGCUACUGUUUCAUUUUGCUGAGUUGUUGGUGUUAGCUUGCUCGGCGGAUUUGACCAAUAGCGAAGCUAAAAAAACACAAUACGUAUUAUGUGAAUACGCAGAAUACCACUUGAGAGACGCAGACAUAGAUAUUAUAGAAACACAACAAACAAACUUAUGCAUCCAUAAAGCUGAGUUCAAGGUGUUUAAUACAUUCAAAUUGAAUAAAGCUACUGUUUUAUUGGUAAGUAAUGGUUAAUGGAUCCAAUUAUUUCCAUCAUAUCCAUUGAUUCGAUAAUACGUGAUCUUCAUUUGACAGAUUUUCGGAACAGUUGUCACGUAUUUGGCGAUUUUCAUUCAGUUACAAGAUGUUUUAAAUAUUUCACAGAUGUUUUCUUCGAUAAACUAACCAGAAUUAUUUUCCAUGUUUACUCGAAUAGAAACGAACUCCGUUGUUGUUCGAUGCUCUGGCGUACUUCAUCAAAAUCAUA